Molecule: messenger RNA, 2982 nt
Organism: Planococcus citri (citrus mealybug)
Lineage: Eukaryota; Metazoa; Arthropoda; Insecta; Hemiptera; Pseudococcidae
Exons: 6
Coding region: 104-2713 (869 amino acids)
Biological process (GO): meiotic spindle assembly checkpoint signaling; protein localization to kinetochore; chromosome segregation
Cellular component (GO): kinetochore; nucleus
Molecular function (GO): ATP binding; protein serine/threonine/tyrosine kinase activity; protein serine/threonine kinase activity
Source: RefSeq, a predicted model, not a curated record
GUAAACGUAAACAUACCGUAGCGGUUACUUUUGAAGUUUUGAAUGAAAAAAGUGUUUCUGAAAAUGAAAAAUAAUCCAUUUGAAAUUUAAUUCGAGUUGAAAAAUGGACGAAAAUCGAUAUUAUUACAAACAGAACACUUAUACAAGUAACGCCAGCGACGAUUCGUCUUGUACUUUUCCACUUCCUUGGCUAACGGAUACUCGAAGGCGGAAAAGCCGAUUGGGUAAACAUGGAAGACACACUCGAGUACUGCAAGAGGUCAAUAGUGAAAACAACAAUAACGUUGAACCGAUCGCCGACGAGAAUAACGAACCGUACAGUACAUCGGAGAAAAAUGGUACAUCGUUUGAUCAUACAAAGUCAACAGAUGCGGAUACAGAUACGCAAGAUGCCGGUUAUGUGGGAUCAACCGAUGUGCUAAAUUCGAGCUUCAUCAAAAUGAACAAAACCGGUACCAAUGAGUUUAGUUUUUCUAACUUCGAUACGACCGAUUUAAUGGAUAUCAGUGUUUCUAAAGCGGACACCAAUUGCGAUAUGGAUAUCAUCGAACCGUGUCAUUUUUCAUCAGCUGAAGAAAUGCACGUACAACGUAACGUUUACUCACGUUCGCCCGAAACUAUCCUGAGAACUAAUCAUCAUUCGCCGUUUGAAAACGAAUUACUAAAUUUGCACGGUAAAUCGUACUCUCCCGAGUUCAUUUUGAAAACUACUAAUCAACUGUCGACUGCGUCCAAAGCGGAUGAAGUUUGUAAUCCGCUUCGAACAACGUUACCGAUCGAUAUGGUACUGAAAACUAACGAAUAUUCGCCAUUACUGAAUGACGUCGCGGUUGAAUCGAGUCGAACGUCGUUUGCUAUGGAUUUAGUUAUGAAAUCGAACACCUUUCCGUCGUCCAAGGAGAAUACUUGUGGUAGUAAUCAUCGAACACCUUUGCCAGCUGAUUUAGUUUUAAAAACCAACGAUUACGAAUCGCCCAAAGAAAAUGUACUUCGGUCUCCUUUUGACGAAGCAGAUUCUGGUCUGACUGGAGAUUAUUCAUCGAGUCGAGACAGUUCAUCGACUGGUCAUCGUCGAUCAACUGAUUUCGCAUCGAAAAGCAACGAAUACUCGUCACCGAGAGAAAAUAUCACAACUGAUCCUCACCUGUAUUUGUUUCCGAUCGACUUCGUGUCGAAAAAGAACAACUACACUUCGCCUCAAGAACACAUGUCGCUUGAUUCACAUCUACCAUCAUCUGUAGCCGACUUCGCACCGAAAAAUGACAAUUUUUCGCCACCUCAAGAACAAAUGUCGCUCGAUUCGCAUAUACCAUCGCCAAUGGCUGACUUCGCACUUCAACAUAACAACUACUCGUCGCCCCAAGAACACAUGUCCGUUGAUUCCCCUCUACCGACGGAUCCCAUCGAUUUAGCUCCCAAAAACAACGAUUACUCGUCACCUCGACAAAACAUUAUGGUCGAUUCUCACCUUCCAACGUUUCCGAUCGACUUCGCUUCGAAAAAACAAGAUCGCUCGUCGCCCAAAGAUAACAUUCCAUCGGAUCCGCAUCGACCAUCGUUUUCGAUACCCGAUUCGGUUCUAAAAACCAACAACCAUCAAUUCGAGACACCUCAACGAACACCUUUUUCGUCGGAACCGCUUCAAAAAGCCAAUCAGUCGUCACCUAAGCGAACUGAAAUACCCAAUUCGAUGCACCCUAAAGUGAAUCAAGCUCCCAUAGUGAAGCCAGUCGAAAACUGCGCUAACGAAUUCAAACAACCCGAGGCUGUUCGGCCACCACCGAAAAAAGACGAUUUCCAGUUCGAAGCACCGCUUCCUCCACCUAAUCUUAAAAUCAACGAUAAAUUACCGACGUCUAUUACGGUUAAUGGACGAUCUUACAGUGUGACAAACGUUUUAGGAUCCGGAGGAUCCAGUUUGGUAUAUCAGGUGCUACAUCCGGAAACCUAUUCAAUUUUAGCGAUCAAACAAGUGAAAUUGUACGAGGUCGAUGAGACAAUCGCAGAAGGAUAUAUCGAAGAAGUUAAAAUGCUGAAAAAAUUACAAAAAUGUGAUUCUAUCAUCAAGAUGUACGAUCACGAAAUCAUCAGAGAAAAUGAUAAGGAUAAACUUUUGAACGUAGUUAUGGAAAAAGGUGACACCGAUCUUGCAGAAUUGUUGAAAACCGUCAACAAAAGCAAAAAACCUUCGAUUUAUAUGAUUUUAUACUAUUGGACUGAAAUGCUUUCAGCUGUACAUGAGAUUCAUAAACAAGGUAUCGUCCAUUCGGAUUUGAAACCAGCAAAUUUUCUAAUAGUCAGAGGAAGUCUGAAAUUAAUCGAUUUCGGUAUAGCAUCGAAUAUCCAAGGCGAUGCUACCAGCGUAUAUAAAGACGUAUUCACCGGAACGUUGAAUUACAUGAGUCCAGAAGCUAUGGAAUUUGUCAGCCGGCCUUCUGGAUCCAUCGGAUAUAGGAUAAAUUAUAAAUCGGAUGUUUGGUCGUUGGGAUGUAUCCUGUAUCACUUAAUCUAUGGCAGAUUACCUUUUCAAAAUAUAAAGAAUAGAUUUGAAAAAAUGAGAGCCAUCGUCGACGCAAAAGUCGGAGUAAAGUUCCCCGAAACCGAAGAUAUUCCGAAAGUACUGAUGUCUGCUUUGAAAUCGUGUUUAGAAAAAAAUCCCGAAAAAAGAGCUUCUGUCGGCGAAUUACUGCAGUUACCGUAUGUAUCGCAAUAAUUGACCGAUAAUUUGUGUCUCUUCGUGUAUACUCUUUUUUUAAUUAAUAUUUUUCGUAUUCGUUAUUUUUAUUUUAUGUAUCUGUGCUGGUUUGUGAGUUUUUUAGCUGCAUUUUGUCCAUACCUAUGUCUUAUCCUUUUCCCACUUCAGUCGUGUGUCACUUUUAUAGUUCUAAAAAAAAAACUAAUAAACCUGUGUACAUUUAAAAAAAAAAAAUUUGCUCUAUUGUUUUAUUAUUUUUUUACGAACCAUUGAGCAUAUUUUAUUUU